This is a messenger RNA of Penicillium brevicompactum, 1200 nucleotides long. Its product is annotated as p53-like transcription factor DNA-binding. Gene Ontology annotation, biological process: positive regulation of transcription by RNA polymerase II; meiotic cell cycle. Lineage: Eukaryota; Fungi; Ascomycota; Eurotiomycetes; Eurotiales; Aspergillaceae. The record is from RefSeq and is a predicted model, not a curated record. The transcript is spliced from 2 exons. Gene Ontology annotation, cellular component: nuclear chromosome. The coding region runs from base 1 to 1200 and encodes 399 amino acids. Gene Ontology annotation, molecular function: DNA-binding transcription factor activity; DNA binding.
AUGGAUGAUCGCUUCCUAUGUCAAGAUCCGAACAGCCUUCUACAAUACCCAUCAAUCCAGGGUUUCGAUGGGACAUCAGGACUGCCGCUAGACUAUCCGAGCUCGGUACUCGCGACGCCACUACAAACUGGACCAUUCUUGUCCGAGAUUUCUCCAAAUGAAGGUGACGAACCACCAUUUUUGGAAGAUCAAAUAUUCAAUGCCGAGCAAAUCGUGGACAGCACUAGCUGCCAAACCCCUUUUCCUGGUGACUUGAGCACAUGGUCUGAUAACAAGCCAAAAGGCGUUUCCAAACAAAAGGAUUCAUUCUUCAGAGACACGAUUCCUUUCGAGUCAAUUGUGGCAGACUUCGAAGGAAUUGAGAUGAAGGUGGAUGUAGAUAUCCAAGCGAACAUUGAGCGUGGCUUCCUGGUCAGGGAAGGUCGAUGGACAUGCUACCGACGGAACUACUUCUCUGUCGCUUGCAGUUUCUCUCUCUGCCCAUCGAUCUAUCGGAUUCCUCUCUAUAUUUGUCGAAACAACUACGACCGUCUCCCAAUUCAGGGGUUUGCUUUGGCACUUUCUGCCACAGUGGGCGAUGAACCCGAUGAUUCCCAGUUGCUGUUUCAGUAUGACUCCUCAAGGAGCGACAAGUCAAAGAGUAAACCAAAUCCAGUUUGUCUUCAGGAUAUAACUCCCCAUAUCUUCGAGCGCAUUCAAUUUGGAAAAGCCACAACCGUGAAAGGGAAGACCCGAAAUCACCAGAACGACCAUCAGCUGGUGCUAGAUCUUUAUGCUAAAGCCUUGGACACGACAACACAGCUUCCGUUUUGGCUUUUGAUCGCCCGCAGACCUUCGGAGCCCGUCGUCGUCCGCGGCCGCUCACCGAAAUAUUAUGACGAUAGCGAGGAGGAUGGGAAAAACGGUGGCCGAGAAGGGCGCGGGAUAAAGACCAGCAGUGAAGCGACUUAUCCGGGCCCAACCGAUUUGGGCUCACAGCACUGGGCAACGGCAGCCAAUCCCAAUGACCCAAUAGAAAGAGGGAAAUGCAACGAGCAGAAACUAGAGGGCCACACCUUAGCCCCGAAUGACGGGCUGCCCGCUCCCGAGUGGCUUUUCCUAGAUUCGGGCAAUGUCGAUCAUGACUUCCUCGACGAGUUGGACACAUGUUGGAUGGAAGCGAUGAGCAAGGAAUGGUCGGAUAAUUUACAAGAUUUGUGA